UUCUGAAGUCUGAAAGACAUUUUAGAAAGCUUUCAAUGCAAAAGCAUCCAAAAAAGGUUUUGUUGCUUUAAGGAGACUAUGAAAAAUGGUAUUGUCCUAAUUUCACUUGCUAUUCAAAGUAUAGUUCCAGAGUUAGGAAUGUCAGUAUUACCUGGGUGCUUACUAGAAAUAUAGACUCCUGGUCCCCCUACGGCAAUGUAGAAUCAGAACUGGCAUUUUGAAAGAUCCCCAGGAGAUUCCUAUGUAUGCUAAGGGUUGAGAAUUGCUAAUAUGAACUUGUAAUUAAAAGAACUUAAGUCUAAUGAAUUUUAAUCUAGGAUUUAAAAAUCUUGGUACAUUUUCUUGCUAAAUUAUUCUCAAAAUUCUAGAGGUUGCUGUGAGAUGUAAAAGAGAAAGGGGUGCAUUUUCAUGAGUUUUCAUCAGGUAUGAAACAAAAAUUCCAUUUUGUUCAGCAUGAGAAGAGAUAUCAGACGGGUCGUGCUCAGAUUUUCUUAGUUGCCCACUGUUCUUGAGGUUGGUGGUGGUAUUUUUAGAUUGAACAGAUUGAGUCUUCAGUCACACUUUGAGCUGCCAGAAUGAAAGUGUAGCUUCUCCUAGAAGCAAGGGAUAGAUUGAUUAGUUAUAUGUCCAACAUUUUACCUAAUAAUUAGUAAGUGCUCAAUAAGUGAUUGUGGAGUGAAUGAAUAAAAAACAAGAUACAACUCCUGUCUUCAAGAUUGUGGCAAACCAACAAUAAAGAUCAAGAAAUCUAAUGAAUAAUUAGCAUUCAGGGGUGACCAGUUCUAGAAAUCGGAAGCACAGGGAAGGUGCAUUUGGCUCAGCAUUGCUAGCACAAGGAGCCAAGGAGCUGAGUCUCUUGGUGAACAGAGCUUGGUGGAUUUAGAGCAGCAGCUCUCACACUUUAGUGUGUAGCAGAAUCACCUGGAGUGCUUGUUGAACCAGAGACAGCUGUGCCCUAUCCUCAGAAUUUCGGAUUCAAUGGGGUGGGCCCAAGAAUGUGCAAUUCUAGUAAGUUCCUAGAAGAUGCUGAUAAUACUGGUCUUGGAACCACAGUUUGAGAACCACUUAACUUAGAGAAUUACAAAGCGUUCUGGUGGCUGUACUCUAGCAGCUUAUAGGCAGGAGGCAGGUGAUACUGAAGGCAGAAGCCUAAGGAGUAGGGAUUUUAUUGUGGAGAUUGUGGGGAGCCAUUGACAGGAGAGUGAUGGACCCUCAUUUGCCUGUUGGAAAGAUCACUUUGGGUGUGGUGUGGAGGAGAGAUCAGAGGCAACAAUACAUGGGGACCAGAAAACCAAGUAAGUAGUUUAAUUACAGCCAUCCGAGAAAUAAUACAAACUUGGAGUAAGGGCGAGACAAUGAAUAUCCUUAGGACUUGUUGGCCAAUUGGAAGUGGGAAGGGCAGAGAGGGAGGAGUUAAUGAGAACCAUUAGAUUUCUGGCUGUAUGUUUUGGGAUUGUGUGAUUCAAGACACAGGAAGAGAAGUGGAUUUGAAGCAACGUUAUGGAGAAAAGCAAAGUAGGUAAGUUGAGUAGAGGACAUGUUGGAUUUGAGGUGUCAGCAAGAUAUCUGGGUGGACUCCAUUGUAGGCAGUUUUACUUAAGGAAUUGAGGCCAGCUGCAAGGUCUGGUAAGUAAUCUAGCCCCAUCCCUCCUGCCACUUCCAUUUGAUCUUCCAUAUUGUUUGGAUCCGGCAUUGGAUUUGUAAGCAACAAUGCGAAUAUAACCUUUAAGGGCCUUGAGAACACAAUACUUUUCAAAAGGUUUUCUCAGGAAAACAAAUGUUCUACUUUUCUGAUUCAUGGCGUAAGUGGGAGGAAGAAAGAGUUGAAGUACUAGUCUUCUAACACCAGAAGAAGUUAAUAAAGCCUCCCUCUGUCUGAGAGGCCAGUCGAAUUGGAACCUGGUAAGCUUGAAAGGGGCAAAAAUCACUUGACUGGUCUGCAGUGCCAUAUGACGAACAGCUGAGACUAAUUAGCUGGAUUGUGGGUUUUUACAGCAAUGCCUGUUUUGAAAGUUGAUGGAGCGAACCGCUUUUCAAAAGGCUCUUUUGAAAAACUUCUGUGAACCACUGAGUUCUUCAUUAUGUCUGAUGGAGAUUAUGAUUACCUCAUCAAGUUUUUAGCUUUGGGAGACUCUGGCGUAGGGAAGACCAGUGUACUUUACCAAUACACAGAUGGUAAAUUUAACUCCAAAUUUAUCACAACAGUGGGCAUUGAUUUCAGGGAAAAGAGAGUGGUGUACAGAGCCAAUGGGCCGGAUGGAGCCACUGGCAGAGGCCAGAGAAUCCAUCUGCAGUUAUGGGACACAGCAGGGCAGGAGAGGUUUCGUAGCUUAACGACAGCGUUCUUCAGAGAUGCUAUGGGUUUUCUUCUACUUUUUGAUCUGACGAAUGAGCAAAGUUUCCUCAAUGUCAGAAACUGGAUAAGCCAGCUACAGAUGCAUGCAUAUUGUGAAAACCCAGAUAUAGUGCUAUGUGGAAACAAGAGUGAUCUGGAGGACCAGAGAGUAGUGAAAGAGGAGGAAGCCAGAGCACUUGCAGAGAAAUAUGGAAUCCCCUACUUUGAAACUAGUGCUGCCAAUGGGACAAACAUAAGCCAAGCAAUUGAGAUGCUUCUGGACCUGAUAAUGAAGCGAAUGGAACGGUGUGUGGACAAGUCCUGGAUUCCUGAAGGAGUGGUGCGAUCAAAUGGUCAUGCCUCUGCGGAUCAGUUAAGUGAAGAAAAGGAGAAAGGGGGAUGUGGCUGUUGAGAAGUCGAGUAAGUGACAUAGCAGUUCAGAUGGCCCAUGCCUGGGAUCUUCUCUGUGAUUGAUAGGUGGCACAGUGAGAGAUUAGUGGGCAUUGUGUACAGACUGCUUCUCGCCAUCCCCAAUAGACCAGUAAAGCGUCUGGUUUUAGAAUCAAUUUGUUGCAGCUUUGUAAAUACUUCUUUAAGAUUCAGCCUGAGAGUUAGGAUAACUACUUCAGAGCCAAAAGUGCCUUAUAAAACCGUAGCCUGUUAUAGUAAAUCAUUAAAGGAUUCAGAAUUUUGCAGUCACGGAAGAGUGUAUUUAUUACGUAGAAUGAAUGAGGGUACUGUUAUCUGCUUUAAUGUAAGUAGGCCAGAGUCUUACAUUUAAGAUCUUACAUGCAAUUAUAAAACGGCCACAGUCUUGGAUCAAGACUUAAAGACUCAUGCCAUAGGUGACCUUCUAAAAUGCCAUUAAAGCCACUUGCAUGUUAAAUAAGAAUACACAUACACAUCAGCCCAAUGUCUUUGAGUAUUAAUUUUAUGUAAGCAUUCUAUUUAACAUGAACAUAGGACAAAUUAUGGCUGUAUCUAUAGACCUUGGAUAAACUGCAUUGACCAGUUGUACACUCAUGGUGACUUUUUUGUUGGUGGAAAAGGGAUUGGGGGUGGCAGGGUGGCUUAAUGUAAUAUGAGCAACUGAAGUGGGACUUCUGGCUCCUGCUAUAUUCCCGUUGCUGUGAAGGGUUGACUGAAGGUUCAGGGAACUAGAUUUUGUGGCUUUAAUGCACUGUGAUUGUACAUUUAUACUUGGCCUAUGUGCUUGCCGCAUCUGAACAUAGCUGGUGCUUAUGCUGAGUUAUUUGUGAUGAGUAAAUAUUUAGUUUCUUUUUCUUCAUAUUUAUAAUUUUGAUCUGGCAUUCUCUGGCUGCAGCUUAAUUCACUUGUAAAUUACUCAUCUCUCUCUUUACCAGCAGGCUCUGUAUUGUUGAUAUUUGCAACUUGUUUUGCUUUUCCAUUGAUGGAAUUGAAGGAAUUAGUUUUCAAUUGCAUAAAAUGCCUGUUUGGUAUUUGGUGGAAGAUAGAUGUACAUAUUGAAGCAGUUAUAUUUGUACUGUAGUUCAAAAAAAGAAAAAUGAAGUAUUCUGUAGCCUAUAAUUUUCAUUGAGCUCGUGAGCAUUUACUGUACUUGCUGGGUCUUGCCAAGUUCACGUAUUCUGCUACGUUGCCAAAGUGUCUUCAUACCAAAUUAAAGGUGGGUUAAAUAUAUGUUUCAUGGAAGUCUUUAUAAAAUUCAAAGGUAUUUCAUUUAGAUGAAAAGUCUUAUUUAUUAAAGUGGUUUGAAUAAAGUAGAUCAAAAUUUUCAGAGAUCUUAAUGGCUAUUUAGGAAGAAAUAUCACUCAUUAUAAUUUAAAUAAAGAAUUACAAUAAAUGUAUUUUGUGCUGGCAAAUAUUUGGCAGAACUGUAUUUAGAAAAGUACAAGUAUAUUUGGGUGAUGGUUACGUUAGAAGCCCAGACUUGACCACUACACAAUAUACUCAUGUAUCUAAACUGCACUUGUAUCCCCUAAAUUUAUUUUUAAACAAGGAAAAAUCCAAGUAUAAUGAAAAAACCUAUUGUGUUUUUUGCCACUUUCCUUCCACUACUCCCAUAGCAAAGUUAGCCAUGGUGAGUAAAAUUUUACAUAUUUCUAUCCUUGAAAUGAAAGCUGCUUUUAAAUUCCAAAGAAGUCACUGAGACCUGUGCAUUUGGAUUGUAUAUGCUAGUGAGGAAAAGAUUUAGCUAUUUCAAGAACAGGAUCAUAAUCACACAGCAGUGCCUUCUAUAGUUGCCGUAACACUUCAGUGGAGUACAACAUCAUUUUAAAGCUAUAUAUCAGGGCAUAUUUUGUAUGGUGUAUUUGUGUUAGAAUAACACAUUAAAUGUCUUUAAACAUAAAAAUAAGAAUGUUUGCAUGUUUCAGUUUUCAAGACCUAAUGGGUAGUUAGCUAUAGAUUCCAUUGGCCUUAAACAUAUCAUACAAUUAAGUGUAUACAUGAUACAGUGCACAUACAAGAGCCACCUUUAAUUAUUGAAAUAACCUGUAUUCUUUUUGGAAAUCAUUUAAGUUUGGUAUUGAAGUACUAUAUUUUUUGUGCAUCAAUGUAUUUUUCUAUUUACAAGCCUAUGUACAAGUAAAGUGUAUCUUCAGUGAACCAUGUGCCAAUUAAGCUAUAAUAAAAAAGGGGUCUAGUCUGUCAAA
Molecule: messenger RNA, 4968 nt
Organism: Callithrix jacchus (white-tufted-ear marmoset)
Lineage: Eukaryota; Metazoa; Chordata; Mammalia; Primates; Cebidae
Gene: RAB27A
Product: RAB27A, member RAS oncogene family
Molecular function (GO): GTP binding; GTPase activity
Source: RefSeq, a predicted model, not a curated record